This is a messenger RNA of Lotus japonicus, 2273 nucleotides long. RefSeq lists its product as uncharacterized. Gene Ontology annotation, molecular function: dipeptidyl-peptidase activity; serine-type exopeptidase activity. Bases 138 to 1652 code for a protein of 504 amino acids. NCBI's taxonomy places the organism in Eukaryota, Viridiplantae, Streptophyta, Magnoliopsida, Fabales, Fabaceae. The record is from RefSeq and is a predicted model, not a curated record. Gene Ontology annotation, biological process: proteolysis. The transcript is spliced from 9 exons.
AACAUUUGAUUUUUAGUAUCACUCAAUCAAAUAUCUCAACAAAUCAUAGAUGCCUUAAUAUGUUCGACUCUGUAUCCUUAUUACCUCCACCUGUGAAUACAAGCUUGGGGCAAAGAUAAUCUGAAUCCUAUGCACAUAUGCUUAUAAGAGAUACACAUGUGAUCCUCAGUUCAAUGUCUUCCUCUAUUCAAAACUCAGCCAUGGGAUCCUCCAUUCAAUGUCUUCUUCUGUUUCUUCUUAUCUCAGUUUCUGCCUCUGCGUUGAACAUUCCUAGGUUAGGAACUUUCCAUAGAACCAAAGAAUCACAAACCAUGUCUUCCUCUUACGAACCUGAAGACCUCAAAACUUUCUACUACACCCAAACACUUGAUCACUUCAACUACAUGCCUGAAAGCUACACCACUUUCCAACAAAGAUAUAUGGUGGAUUUCAAGUAUUGGGGUGGAGCUAAUUCAAGUUCACCAAUAUUUGCAUUGCUUGGUGCUGAGUCACGGUUAGAAGAUGAUAUAUACUCUGUUGGGUUUCUCAGGGAUAAAGCUCCUCACUUCAAUGCCCUUAUUGUUUAUAUACAACAUAGAUACUAUGGAAAAUCAAUACCAUUUGGUUCAUGGGAAGAAGCUAUGAGAAAUGCUAGUACUCGGGGCUACUUUAACUCAGCCCAAGCACUAGCGGACUAUGCUGCUGUGCUUUUACACAUCAAGAAAAGUUUGUCUGCUCAGAAUUCUCCCAUAAUCGUUAUUGGAGGCUCUUAUGGCGGAAUGCUUGCAUCAUGGUUCCGCCUAAAGUAUCCCCAUAUUGCUCUUGGUGCUCUUGCUUCAUCAGCACCCAUUCUUUACUUCGAUGAUAUCACCCCACAAGCUGGAUACUAUUCUAUCGUAACCAAGGACUUCAAAGAAACUAGUGAGAGCUGUUACCAAACUAUUCGUAAAUCAUGGUCUGAAAUUGACAGAGUUGCUAAGAAGCCUAAUGGUCUUUCAAUUCUCAGCAACAGAUUCAAAACUUGCAGCAAAUUGAAGAAAGCUUCUGUGCUCAAAGACUACUUAGAGUUCUUAUAUACUUAUUCAGCUCAGUACAAUGUGCCUAAUUACCCCGUGAAUAGGAUAUGUGAAGCUAUUGAUGCAGCAGCAGCUAAGAACGCAGCCAUUCUGGACCAAAUAUUUCAAGGUGUUGAUGUCUUGAGAAACCAGUCAUGCCAUGACAUGUAUGAAAGCAAUCAUCAAACCCAAACUAACCUGAACUGGAGAUGGCAGACAUGCAGCGAGAUGGUUAUGCCAAUUGGUCAUGAUAGGAGCGGCUCAAUGUUUCCACCAGCACCCUUCAAUAUGAAGAGCUUUGUGAAUGAGUGUUGGAGCUUAUAUGAUGUCCUUCCACGGCCUCAUUGGAUUACCACAUAUUAUGGGGGUCAUGAUUUGAGACUGAUUCUCCGUAGGUUUGGAAGUAAUAUCAUCUUCUCCAAUGGAUUGAAAGAUCCCUACAGCUCUGGCGGGGUGUUGGAGAGUAUAUCAGACAGUGUCAUUGCCCUUUCCACUGUAAAUGGGUCUCAUUGCUUGGACAUAAUGUCAGAAAACCCAAGUGAUCCUGAAUGGUUGGUGAUGCAAAGAAAUGCUGAGGUCAAGAUAAUCAAAGAGUGGAUCACCGGGUACCAAGCUUGAUGGCCUCCUUGAUGUUGAACUUGGUCAUGAAACUGAUGUGCAUGAGUGUUUGUAUUAGUUGUGACUCAAACUUGCAUUUGUGGAGUGGACUUUGAAUAAAAACGAAAAUGAUGAUGGAAAAAGAAAAGGUUGAUGGAAUUGAAAUGAUUAAGUGUUGGAAAUGGAGAGUAUUGAAUGAUUUUCAGAAGUGAAAAUGGAGAGUAGGGGCGCCACCUUUGAGAAGGAUAAGCUUUUGGGAGUGAAGAUCACCACAAGAAAAGCUUCUUGAUGAGAUCAAUAGCUAGAUUCAAUCCAAAACCCAAGAGUAUGAAAACUCAAAAUUAUAUUAUCAAAAUAUGCCUAUUACGAUGGUAUCAAGUGCCACUUAUAGGAGAAGAACUCAGCCUUGAUGUAAAAAUCAACUAAGUGUUACCAUAAGGGAAUCCUAGGCUGAAGAUUAAACACAAAUAAAAGAGAAUAAAACCUUGGUUUAGGUGUGUAGGAGGCUGGUUGUAACUCCCAUUCAAAUAGCUCUUAAUGACUAGGAAGACACAAACUUCAUGCUUUUAAUCCACUUAACUUCAUUUGUCUUGUAAUUCCUCAUUUAGCCUUGAAAAUCCUUGAAUGCUCUUUUCUCUCUUG